AUGUCUACACAAUCACCAACUUCAACAAAUAAUAAUAUUAGUAAUAUUGCAAAUCAAUGUAAUAAAAGGAUUGCAAUGGUAUGUGCAUCCAAUCAAAAUCGUAGUUUGGAAGCACAUCAUUUAUUUGUAAAGAAUGGAUUUAAGAAUAUAAGGUCAUUUGGUACAUCAGCACAUUGUAAAUUACCAGGACCAUCAAUUCAUCAACCAAAUAUAUUUUCAUUUGGUACACCAUAUCAAGAGAUCUAUACAUCACUAAAGAAUCAAGAUCAAGAACUUUACAUUAGAAAUGGUUUAUUGAAUAUGUUGGAACGUAAUAUCUCUGUUAAACUUGCACCAGAGAAAUGGCAAGAAGAACAACAAUCAAAAUUUGAAAUCGUCUAUACAUUUGAUCAACGUGUUUACGAUGCCGUCAUUGAAGAUCUCUUACAAAGAGAUGUAUCCUCCUCACUAUUACAACCUGUACAUAUAAUCAAUUUACAAGUUAAAGAUACUCACGAAGAAGCUGUAGGUGGUGCACAACAUGCUUUAGAAAUUACUUCAAUCAUUGAAAAAACUCUUAAUUGGGAAGAGAAAUUAGAUCAAAUUUUAGAAGAUUUUUAUAAACAAACUUCAAGACAAUUUUUACAUACUUUAAUGUUUUAUUAA
Dictyostelium discoideum AX4 is the source of this 645-nucleotide messenger RNA. RefSeq lists its product as hypothetical. The transcript has a single exon. Lineage: Eukaryota; Evosea; Eumycetozoa; Dictyosteliales; Dictyosteliaceae. The record is from RefSeq and is a predicted model, not a curated record. Bases 1 to 645 code for a protein of 214 amino acids.